AUAUAUACAAUAGAAAUUUUUUAACAAAUUAUAUUUACAUUUAAAUUGAAAUUUAAAUCAUGUUUAAUAUUAGAGAACAACCUGAUUUCGAAAGUAUCAAAGAUCAAAAAUCUCUGGAAAUAGAAAUACGACGGAGAAUCAUAGAUAAGACAGCCGAAAAAAAGCGGCAUUUACGUCAAGUGCAUAUUGAACGAAAACAAGCAUUGGAAGCGGAACAACUUCAACAUGCCAAAGCAGCUGCAGAUUUAAAAGUUCGACAACUUGCUCGCACUCAUCGACUAGCAGAAGAACUUGCACGUCGUAAACGUAAAAACAACAAUUGUUUUUAUUAACUCAUUGUGAGGUUAAUUAUAUGAAUUUAAUACAAUACAGAGCUUGAGCUGCAAGAAUCUUUAAAGACUAGAAAAAAGAAAUUCGCUGUCAGUAUACCUAAAGAGAUUUUCGAAAAGAUAGAAACUGAUUUGAAGAAAGAAGAAGAAGAGGUGGUACAAGUGUCCAAUUUGAUUCCUCCAUGGAAUUUGAAAGAAGAUCUUAUAAAGCAACAGGAGGAGAAAUUAAAGUACAGAAGAGAUCUUCAAAAUCAGUUGAUUGAUAAUCGACGUAGAUUACGCGAGAAAGAGGAGGAGAAGCAUCGUGAGAGAAAAGUAAUAGAAGAAGUUAAUAAAGUGUUGCACGAGGAGGAUGUGGAAGCGGAGAAGAAAAAAAGGAAAUCGCUAUUACGUUACAAACUGAAAGGGAUGCUUUUUUAAAGGCUCGAGAAUUUUGGAAAGAGAAGAGAAAGGAGAUUCUGAAGCAAGAGCACGAUGAAAUCUCAAGGAUCGUUGCUAAAAGAGAAGCUUUGCAAAAGAGGGAAGCUGAGGGAAAGGUUUUGUAAAGAUGAAAAUUUGUCGGAAUUGAACGUUUUAAUGGUAAAUAUUAUUUUUUUCAGAUUGAUAUUCGUGCGGCCAAAGAUAUUUUGUUGGAAAAAAUGAUGAAAAAGUUAAUGGAGGAAGAGUAUAAAAGAUUGGAACGAGAGGAAAUCUGUCGAGAAUUAUAUAUAGCAGAGAAAGAACAUGAAUUGAAAAAGGAAGCGAUUACAGUCGCGGUGAAAAAAAAACAAACUGCUAAAGAAUUCUUACAAGAAAUGGCAAGAACUCAGAAAAUCGUGGCCGAAAGAAAAGCGAAAGAAAUUGCGAUCGAUGUUGCUUUUGCUAAUUAUUUGAUAGAGGAACGAAAAAAGCAGGAGGCAAAAGAAAGAGAAAAGGAGCAAAUGCGACGCGAAAAAGUUCUGCGAUAUGGAAACGAUUUGCGGAAGAUGAUAGAGGAAACUAAAAUACAGCGUACGAAGGAAUUAAAGGAAUAUUUACAAAUAGAAAAUAUGAAUGAUAAUAAGACGUUCAAAAUUAAGAGUUUCUCGGAAUCGAUGCUCGGCCAAUCAAAAAAAAUUUCAAACAAUUAA
Apis florea (little honeybee) is the source of this 1438-nucleotide messenger RNA. RefSeq lists its product as uncharacterized. Gene Ontology annotation, biological process: cilium organization. Lineage: Eukaryota; Metazoa; Arthropoda; Insecta; Hymenoptera; Apidae. Gene Ontology annotation, cellular component: motile cilium. The record is from RefSeq and is a predicted model, not a curated record.